Messenger RNA from Planococcus citri (citrus mealybug), 1517 nucleotides. RefSeq names its product tubulin beta chain-like. Gene Ontology annotation, biological process: mitotic cell cycle; microtubule cytoskeleton organization. Gene Ontology annotation, molecular function: GTP binding; structural constituent of cytoskeleton; GTPase activity. Gene Ontology annotation, cellular component: microtubule; cytoplasm. The coding region runs from base 1 to 1416 and encodes 471 amino acids. The record is from RefSeq and is a predicted model, not a curated record. The transcript is spliced from 6 exons. NCBI's taxonomy places the organism in Eukaryota, Metazoa, Arthropoda, Insecta, Hemiptera, Pseudococcidae.
AUGGCAGCUCAUAUUAAAAGUCACGUCCUCGAUGAACUGAUCACUCAGAUUACCAACGAAGUCGAAGAAAAAGAAAAAAGAGCACCAUUGAUCAAACUUCGUGCUCCGUUAGAGGCACCUUCAUUGACCAAGGAAUUAAGGGACCAGUAUUCACUAUCCCUGACAGAAUCGGAUGCGGAUAUAUUUUGGGAAGUUGUAUCUGAUGAACAUGGAAUAAGCCGAGAAGGCGAAUAUUACGAAUUAUUUCCACCACAAGUGAAACGAAUUUCAGUUUAUUAUAAUGAAACACAAGAAGGAAAAUGGUUUCCAAGAGCGGUACUCACAGACUUGGAACCAGGAGUUCUGCAUUCCAUCCAAGGCGACAAUAGCGCUCAGUUAUUCAAUACGAAUAAUUUCAUAGCAGGAGCGAUCGGAGCUGCGAAUAAUUUCGCCAAAGGUCAUUACGUAGGAGGUCCAGAAGUAAUCGAAUCGUUGAUGGAAGUAGUUCGAUCGGAAGUCGAACUAUGCGAUUCGUUGCAAGGGUUUCAAAUCGUGCAUUCGCUAGGUGGAGGUACAGGAUCUGGGUUUGGGACCUUGAUGAUGUUCAAGAUCAAAGAAGACUAUCCGGAUUCUAUAUUGAAUAAUUAUUCUAUUAUACCUUCGGAUAAAGUAUCGGAUGUCGUUGUCGAACCUUACAAUACUGUGUUAUCAUUAAGACAUUUAACCGAAUACUCGGAUUCAACAUUCUGCGUUGAUAACGAAGCUCUAUUUAAUAUUUGUAAUCAUACCUUAAGGAUAACGAAACCUCAAUUUAGCGACUUGAAUCAUCUAGUGUCGAUCGCCAUGUCUGGUAUUACGACCUGUUUUCGUUUCCCAGCCGAGUUAAAUACCGAUUUACGUAAACUAGCUGUUAAUAUGGUACCGUAUCCUCGACUUCAUUAUUACAUUCCUGGUUUUCUACCCCUUACGACUAAGUUUUGCGCCAUUAAGCCUAACGUGCCGGUUAAGGAGUUGACUAGAGGUAUUUUAGAUCCUGGUAAUAUGUUGGUAGCGAGCGAUCCUCGAGGAGGUAAGUACCUCACAGUGGCGGCUAUUUUUCGUGGUCAUAUGUCCGUAACCGAAGUCGAGCACGAGAUGAACAACGUGCAAGAAGAAAACGAUCAGUUUUUCGUCGACUGGUUAUCGAAUAACAUGAAGAUCGCCGUUUGUAAUAUACCAUCGAGAGGGUUAUUCGAUUCGGCUACUUUUAUUGUAAAUACUACUAGCGUUAUUGAAAUAUUUAAGAAAACUUUGGCCAAAUAUCAGACUAUGCAGCAGAGAAAGGCUUUCUUGCAUUGGUAUCUCGGAGAGGGUAUGGAUGAAGAUGAAUUCAGCAUGGCUGAAAAAUCGCUUAUCGAUUUGGUGUCCGAGUACGAGCAGCAGAAUGCUGUCGAGUGAACGUUGCUGUGUGUGUGGUUUUUUUUCUACCUUGUAUAGUAUCGACUUAAGUACUGUUAUUUUUUAUUUACUUGUUAAAAUUCUUGUGAUUUUGAAUCUAU